AUUUAUUAUUAUUUUUACAGAAAAAAUUGUAUCGAAAAAUCUUUAUAAUAGAAUUUUGUCUUUAAAAACAAUAAAAAUUCAUAAAAAGUAUCGAAUAUAUACAAAAUCAUUUAGCCAAACUGUUUAAAAACUAAUAAAUGCCAUGUAACAAUAGUUUGAAAACACUAAAAAGUUGGAAAAUUUAAUAUUUUAUCCACAAAAAAUUCUAAUAAGAAAAAACAUCCCAAAAUUCAGUGGAUCAAAAUUGAGAACAGAUUUCUUGGGAAUUUCGUGUGAUUGAAAUUGAAAAUGGAGAAAAUGUCCUCAAAUAUGGGUUCAUCUAGUGGGAACAGUAGUAGUGGCGGAGAUGAUGAGGUAUUGCCGUCAAUAAUAGAAAUGGAUGAGCAAUCGCAGGAUCGUUCAAUAAGUUUGCGCGUCAUGAAUAAUUCUAGCAGUGUGCUAAAGAAAAUUGCCAAUUUGUAUGCGGAACAAUUAAUGUCGGACAUUAUAUUGGUGGUGGGUGACCAACAGUAUCCGGCUCACCGUGUUAUCCUAUGUGCCAGUAGCGAUGUGUUUCAAGUUAUGUUAAUGAAUCCCGAGUGGAAUGAAUGUCGCAAGCAUGUCAUUGAAUUGGUGGAGGAACCCUGUUGUGAGGCGGUAUUUCCACAAUUUCUCAAAUAUUUGUAUGUGGGCAAAAUCAAUAUAUCCCUUAACACCGUUAUGCCCAUGCUGGCUUUGGCCCAUAAAUACAAUGUACAAGAUUUGGUCGAACUUUGCGUACAAUAUAUGACGAAACACACCGCUAAAGCUGCAACGCAGGGCUUUCUUGUGUCUUGGCUGCAAUACACUAUUGCCUUUAGUCCCCAACACAAAGAGCUGACGGAAGCUUUAAAACGUUUCCUCAAAUGGAAUUUAGAAAUUGUUUCCGAAUCCAAAGAUUUUGUAGAACUUGAUGUGGCCGUUAUGGCCAUACUAUUGCAACAGAAUGAUUUGGUGGUACGCAGUGAAUAUAAACUUUUUAGUAUUUUGGAAAAUUGGUUGCUACAACGUAAAGAUCUUCUGGAUAAUGAUGAUUCAUUGACGGAUGUUGAAAAGCAUGAAAAUUUCAUACAACUUGUAGAACAGACCGUUAUACAUAUACGUUUUGCCAUGAUGACUCCUCGUGAAUUAGCCCAUUUACUUAUUUUCCCUUUAUUGGAAUAUCACAAAGAAUUUAUUGUUCAGCGUAUGGCUAUUGGUAUGUCGUACCAAUCGGGUCAGGAGGAACGUGUUAAAGAGGUGCGUAACUCUCUGGAUGGGUGUCUACAGUUUACUCCACGUCUCUAUUCGAACGAUACAUGGAGUAUUAGUAAAGUUGUGAAUAAUUUUGAUUUGAUCGACAAGUAUAGCAAUUAUGUGACAUGUUUCUUUACACCGGGAAAUAUUGCUGAGACUGAAGAUGAACAACCCAUAACAUGGGAAGUGGAAUUCUUUCCCCGUGGCAUCAAAUACAAUAAAGCUAAAAUGGUGUGGGGCGAAGAUGUACCAGAAGUCUCUCUUAAUACGGUGCGGGUAAGAGUAACUUGCAAACAUUUACAAGUCAAUGAAAAACGUUUCAAAAUUGCUUGCCUUAUAACUGGCGUACAAAAUAAAAUUGAUCAUAUUUUAACUUUGCAUGAACGCACUGAAUACUUUAGUGGCGAACAGCGUGUUGUUAAUCUAGAUAACUUAAUACCUUUCGAUGAAUUGGCAUUAUCUUCCAUUAACUUAUCACCGCAUUUGGUGGGACCAAAUCGUAAUAACCUAGAAUUACAUGUCAUAAUUGUACCAAUGGGUCCCUAUACUUGUCGUGAUACACCCUCGUUUGAUUUUAAAUAAAGUUACAUUUAACUUAGACGUUUACUUUAUUAUUAAAACAAAAAAACCACCCUUCCCCUCUUAACCUUCCCUCCUACAUACUCUUGCUAAUAUUUACUGAACAUAUAAUGUAAUGUAUGUAAUCAAAUGAUCUUUUUUUCUAAAUACAUAUAUUCCUUUUUUCCCCCAUUAUUUUAAGAUAUUAAAUUUAUUUUUGUAUUUUUUGGCUUGUUUCCAAACAAUGGAUAAUAAUAUUAAGUUGUAUAUUAUGUUUUAUUUAAUUGUUAUUAUUUUCUUUAAAUUACGCUAAUUUCGUUUAAACAACAUUUUAGUUUUGUAAUAAAUAUGAAAUUGUAUUAAAUUGAAUUCGAUCGACUGCUAAAAUAAAUAUAUUAAAUAAAUAAAUUUAAAAAGAUUUAUUAAAUUUUAAAUAAACUUU
This is a messenger RNA of Lucilia sericata (common green bottle fly), 2254 nucleotides long. It is a transcript of the gene Tango10, whose product is annotated as BTB/POZ domain-containing protein 17. The transcript is spliced from 4 exons. Gene Ontology annotation, molecular function: protein binding. The coding region runs from base 289 to 1836 and encodes 515 amino acids. The record is from RefSeq and is a predicted model, not a curated record. Lineage: Eukaryota; Metazoa; Arthropoda; Insecta; Diptera; Calliphoridae.